This is a messenger RNA of Colletes gigas, 2356 nucleotides long. RefSeq names its product RNA-binding protein MEX3B. The record is from RefSeq and is a predicted model, not a curated record. Lineage: Eukaryota; Metazoa; Arthropoda; Insecta; Hymenoptera; Colletidae. Gene Ontology annotation, molecular function: RNA binding. Bases 1070 to 2356 code for a protein of 428 amino acids. The transcript is spliced from 2 exons.
UGCACGCGCCUGCCUUCGAAAGGAAAGAUCGCGGUGAGGGAGAGGUAAAGAGAGAAAGAAGGAACGAAAGAGAGAGCGCGGCGCCCCUUGCCUCCGUUUUCAGUGCUUCAGUCGCGCGACGACGCUCUCGGACGCUUUAGUCAGUCGGUCGGUGACGAAGCUCCCAAACGUGAUCACGCGCCGUUACGUUACGUUACGUUACGUUACGUUACGUUACGUCGUCCCGUCGAAGGGAAAACGAGAGCGAACGAGACGGAGAGAAACAGGAGAGAGGACGAACGAACGAAUUAUAUACACGUAUAUCGGUUAAAAGGGACAGGCUAACAAUAAUAAUCAUAACAACACGAGCAUCGGGAGCGACGACUUUGAUGGUUGCAAGUCGUGCUCUUUAAACACGAACCUCUACGAACUGUUCCGACCAGUGCAAAUAUCGAGAAGGCCAUUUUCGUCGCUGGCUUUACACGCGGCGAAAGAAAGCGCGCGAGUGAGAGACCGAUCGCCGAGAGAAGGAAGCGCGAUCGUGGACGAGACACGAGAUUACGGACGAGUAGCCCACACGUUUCCAGUGUGCGAACAACACUCACGCGGUGCGUUCGAAUACACGCACGUCGCCGAGGAACGGACGAAAAAGGAGCAAGGCGGAGAGCGAUCACCGGCGAGUCAACGAUUUUAUUUUUGUACGGUGCAUCGUUGUUUUUCCUAAAUACAUUUACUCGUGACCACGCACAGUUUCUUGGUGUGAGGCGGCACUCUAGUCCCUCGUCCUAAAUAAUCGUGUGUGCGGUGUGUUCACGCGCUCGCUCACGCGUGUGUUUUCAUUGUUUUUUCCGAUCAUUUCGAAUUAAAGACUCUGUUUAACGUGGACACCUCUGAACGGCCAACGAUUCAGCCACGAGCGAAACUACAGCUAACAAAAAAGACGACACAGGUUGUGAAGACAAGCGAGAUUACGGUCAAGAGAGAAAAAAAUAUAGUGAGAAACUGUGAUUUACGCCCUGUACGAUACACACGUGCAUAAGUACUACUGACUUUGUCACUGCGAUAAAACGCGAUAUUUAGUUGAGCCAACAUGCCGAGUUUGUUCAGCGAAAUGGAUCGCGGAGCGAAUGGCGGUGCGGCCACUUCCCUCGAGGACCAACGAGCCCUGCAAUUGGCAUUAGAAUUAUCUAUGCUCGGUCUCGAGGGAUCUCCUGGAUGCCCAGGAACCGGCACAGGUACCGGCACCGGAACAGCCAACGAUCCGGAUCCUCUGCAAACGACACCAGCGGGCGUAUUCGAGGAGGCACGUUCUAAGAAGAGCCAGAACAUGACCGAGUGCGUGCCGGUGCCUAGCAGCGAGCACGUGGCGGAGAUCGUCGGCCGACAAGGUUGUAAAAUCAAGGCCCUGCGAGCGAAGACGAACACCUACAUCAAGACGCCGGUGCGCGGCGAGGAGCCGGUGUUCGUGGUGACGGGACGCAAGGAGGACGUGGCCCGCGCGAAACGCGAGAUUCUGUCCGCCGCGGAGCACUUCUCUCAGAUCCGCGCGUCGCGCAAGAGCUCGCUGGGCGCGUUGUUGGGUGUUCCACCGGGUCCGCCGGCGUCGGUUCCGGGCCACGUGACGAUUCAGGUACGAGUCCCGUACAGAGUGGUGGGUCUGGUCGUGGGGCCCAAGGGCGCGACCAUCAAGAGAAUCCAGCAUCAGACGCACACCUACAUAGUGACGCCGAGUCGCGACAAGGAGCCGGUGUUCGAAGUUACCGGUCUCCCGGAGAGCGUCGAGGCGGCGAGACGCGAGAUCGAGGCGCACAUCGCGCUGAGGACCGGCGGUAGACCGAACCUGGACGAUUCGGAACUGCUGAACGCGCUCUGUCACGGAGGGUUGGGCUCGAUCCUCUGCUGCCUCGAUCCGCCCGGCUUGAAGGGUCUGAAGGGCUCGAACGGGUCCAGCGGCGCGUUCUCCAGCAGCAGCGGCAGCUGCAGCAGCUCGUCCAGCAGUUCCGGCGCGCCCGGACUGAACGAGCUGGUGGCGAUCUGGGGCGCCGGUAUGGAGAGGGACGAGGGUCUCGGCGAGUCGCCGUCGUUCGAAUCCAUGACAGCAUCCGCGUCGUCGAUCUGGUCGUUCCCCGGCGUCGCGCUACCCUCGAGGCCAUCGCCGCCGGCGUCGGCGAGUCCAGCGUCACCCACGGACUCGCUGUUGGGCGGUGGACGACGGGAAUGCGUGGUGUGCGGCGACAAGGAGGUCACCGCCGCCCUGGUACCGUGCGGACAUAAUCACUUCUGUCUGGAUUGCGGCAACCGGGUCUGCGAGAGUUCCGAUCCCAGCUGCCCAGUAUGCUCCAGGCCCGUCUUGCAGGCGCUUCGUAUCUUCUCUUAA